Messenger RNA from Cottoperca gobio, 3457 nucleotides. It is a transcript of the gene naglu, whose product is annotated as N-acetylglucosaminidase, alpha. NCBI's taxonomy places the organism in Eukaryota, Metazoa, Chordata, Actinopteri, Perciformes, Bovichtidae. The record is from RefSeq and is a predicted model, not a curated record.
UUCAGUAAACCAAAGCUUCCUGGUUUUCUGCAAAUGGAGAAAUAAACUUGUUUUUAAACCUGUGCUACGGUGGGAAACUGGAUUCAUUUGUCUGGGGAUCAAAAUGUCACCUAGAAGCGGUUGUAGCAUGGUUGUGGUCGUCGUGUUCUGUCUUUUUGUAACUGCCUAUUGUAAGUUUUCAACCCUAGACCACAUUAAACCGAAAGCCAGCGACAAGACACAAGGGAGAGCAGUGGUCGAGCUGCUGAAACGCCUGCUCAGGAAUAGAUCUACGGAGUUCAUAGUGUCAGUCAACAGGAGCCUUUCCAACGACAGCCUGGAUGUGUGUGAGCUCAGGUCCACUAAAAACAAUAAGAUAGUCGCUACAGGCAGCAGCGGAGUGGCCGUGACUACUGGCAUUUACAACUAUUUGAAAUAUUUCUGCAACUGCCAUGUUUCCUGGUCUGGAGACCAGCUGGAUCUGCCUCGUCCUCUGCCAAAGCUCACCGGCGUCCUGCGCAUCAACACCCAGCAUAGAUUCCGCUAUUACCAGAACGUCUGCACUUUUAGCUAUUCCUCUGUGUGGUGGGACUGGACGAGAUGGGAAAGAGAGAUCGACUGGAUGGCACUCAAUGGAAUCAAUCUGCCGCUGGCUUUCACUGGCCAAGAAGCCCUGUGGCAAGAGGUUUACCGAGCUCUUGGGUUGAACCAGUCAGAGAUUGAAGAGUUCUUCUCUGGCCCGGCGUUUCUUGCCUGGAACCGUAUGGGAAACGUUUUCCAGUUUGGUGGGCCCCUGCCUCAGUCCUGGCACGUGAACCAGCUCUACCUCCAAUUUAAAAUCUUAGAGCGAAUGAGAUCCUUUGGCAUGAUUCCUGUGCUGCCCGCCUUCUCUGGGAACAUCCCCAUGGGAAUCCUCAGGUUGUAUCCAGAAGCCAAUGUAACCAGAUUGGGGCCUUGGGCUCACUUCAACUGCAGCUUCUCCUGCUCCUAUAUCUUAGACCCUCGUGACCCACUGUUCCUUCAGAUCGGUUCCCUCUAUCUGUCCCAGGUGGUGAAGCAGUUUGGCACAGAUCACAUCUACAACACUGACACCUUCAAUGAGAUGACCCCACCUUCCUCUGACCUCACCUACCUGUCUGCAGUCAGUCGCUCUGUCUUCGCCUCAAUGACUGCAGUCGAUCCUAAGGCAGUUUGGCUGAUGCAAGGCUGGCUGUUCUUCAGUGACGCAGCGUUCUGGAAGCCACCCCAGAUACAGGCUCUACUACACGGAGUACCCCUCGGAAGAAUGAUCGUGCUGGACCUGUUUGCAGAGACUGAGCCGAUUUUCUCCUACACAGAGUCUUUCUAUGGACAGCCCUUCAUCUGGUGCAUGCUGCAGAACUUUGGGGGCAACAGUGGAUUCUUUGGCACAGUGGAGAGCAUGAAUUCAGGCCCUUUCAAAGCCUUACAUUUCCCAAACUCCACCCUGGUGGGCAUAGGCAUGACGCCUGAGGGCAUUGAGCAGAACCCUGUGAUGUUUGAGUUGAUGAGCGAGCUGGCCUGGCGCAAGGAGCCGGUCAACUUGUCCAAGUGGGUGUCGCUGUAUGCAAUACGCCGCUACGGCAGCAUGCAAGACAACCUGGCCGCUGCAUGGAGGCUUCUGUUCGCCAGCGUCUACAACUGCACAGUGCCACAUUACCGAAACCACAACCACAGCCCACUGGUGCGCCGGCCUUCCUUUCACAUGAAUUCUGACCGUUGGUAUGACCCGGCUGAUUUGUACAAAGCCUGGAAAUUGAUUAUAGAGGCGGCUCCAGCUCUAAUGUCUAAGGAGACUUUCCGGUACGAUCUUGUGGAUGUGACUCGGCAGGUCCUACAAGUUCUGACAACUUCCUUUUACCAGGAUAUCGCAGAUGCUUUCCGGACCCAAAAUCUGCCGGAGCUGCUGACUGCUGGCGGGGUGCUGCUCUAUGAUCUCUUACCUGAACUUAAUCGUUUGCUGAGUAGCGACCGCAACUUCCUGUUGGGAACAUGGCUGGAGCGGGCCCGAUCCUUAGCCCUGAAUGAGAAGGAAGCACAGCUCUAUGACAUGAAUGCCAGAAACCAGCUGACUCUAUGGGGUCCCAGUGGUGAGAUUCUGGACUACGCCAGCAAAGAGUGGGGAGGCCUUAUGGAGGACUACUACGCCCAGCGAUGGGGCCUUUUCGUUCAAACCCUGGUAGAGUGUCUGGACAGCGGCAGACCAUUCAAGCAGGACACCUUUAACCAGGCAGUUUUCCAGGUAGAAAAGGGAUUCAUUUACAAUGGCCGAAGGUACCCGACCAAGCCUCAGGGAGACUCAUACGAGAUCGCCCGCAGGAUCUUCCUCAAGUACUACCCACAGGCCUUGAAGAGACUAUAGUGAGCAGAGACUCGUUUUUGGAAACACUUGUCUCAAAUCGCAGCAAGAAGAAUGUCUUCCUCCACCUCCAGUUUUCCAUGGCUAUCCCAAAACAUUUUGAAGUGGAAAAUCUAACAGCCUGAAUUUGCAGGAACAAUCUGUUUUGCACAAAGUCAGUAAUGCAUGUUGUUGUGGGAACAGGAUUUUCACUUUACGUUCACCAAUCAUAUCCAAUCAAGCCUUUAAAAAAAACAAACAUGUUAUUGACUUGCAUAAGACUUUGUGGAAUUUCACGUGUGGAUCUCUUGGUACUGUUUUUGAUUCCACUGCUCUGGUUAGUUUAGCAUAAAGACUGCCAGCAGGGGGUUUUGGCUAAUUUUGGCUAGCUUUGCUCAGUCUAAAGUAUUUUGUUGAUUACACAAUUCAUUUUUUUGUUUAACCUGUACACCAAGAGGUUGCGGAACUAUUUCUUGACGAACAGUUUGCCCUCCACGUCUGUGCUGCAGCUCAUGCUGUAGCCAGGGUUGCCAGAUAGUCAGUUUUUGGUUUUGGUCUCUGUACAGACACGAUGGUACAACACAUGGCAACGUCACUGUGAUGCCUUCAGGAAGCUGCUCAUAGACACUGGGCUUGGCUCUUCACAAAAAAAUAAUAAUAAUGUUUUACAUUUCAGUUCUUGUACAGGUUUGCACAGAGCCAGGCUGGCUGUUCCCCGUUUCCAGUCUUAACAUUGAUUUGACAAAUGUGCUCAUGGCGCACCUUAGCAGAUAACUUCCUGUCUCGUCCCUAGAUGUAUUUUUGUUUUUAAAAAGAUAUUUUUAUAUGAAAAUUCAUAGAUGUGUAAUUGUUUAAUUAGUUCUGGAUGUGAUUUUUCUUUUUGAUAAAUGCAGUUUUAGUUAAGGACAAUCUCAAAGGUUUGGGGAAAUGAUUGUUUUAGUAUUUUAACUGUCACAUGAGCAAAACUUACAUUCUGAGCCAACAAACUUCAUGUUGUAUAAUAGUACAUUCUUUAUUGUAUAAAUGCUAUUUUUGUAUUUUGAUUAAUUAAACUAUUCAACUCAGGUAUGUCAUAAAGGUCUUAAGGCUAUGUGCCUAUUAAUACAAUGAUUUCAUUCUCCA